Messenger RNA from Patiria miniata (bat star), 4687 nucleotides. RefSeq lists its product as uncharacterized. Gene Ontology annotation, cellular component: cytoplasm; nucleus. Bases 1 to 3348 code for a protein of 1115 amino acids. The record is from RefSeq and is a predicted model, not a curated record. Gene Ontology annotation, molecular function: protein binding. The transcript is spliced from 28 exons. Lineage: Eukaryota; Metazoa; Echinodermata; Asteroidea; Valvatida; Asterinidae.
AUGUCGUUGCGGACAAAGAUCAACGGCUUCACGUCGUGGGUGAACCUACGGCUGAAGCCCUAUAACAUGCUGAUGAACAAUGUCAUCAUGGACCUGCUGAAAGGAACCAACCUCAAGAUGUUGCUGCACAGCAUGACUGGCAUUGACAACAAGAAAUUGCAGAACUUUGACGGGAUGACACAGCAACAGAAAACCACGAGGGUAGAGUGGGUCGUCAAGGAGCUGAAAGAGUCGGAGGUCGUACCUGAUGAUCUCUUUGUGGAUUGUCGGCUGUUUGCCAUGAGACAUGCUGACCAUGUCUUUGAGUUGCUAUGGCGACUCUCCACCCACGACAUCUGGUUCACUUGGGAGCGGCUGGAAUUCCUGAUGCAUAACGACGAUAAGAUUCUGUGCGAGGUGCCCUUUGAGUGGACCCCAAGACCACCUCCAGAGAAGAAGAAAAAGAAGAAAGUCAAAUACAACAAGUCGCUUCUGUCUGGAUUCGGAGGGGCCUCGCUUGUCGCCGAAAAGCUUCCAUCAUCCCCAGAGCCAGCAGAGCCGUUGGUCAAGCAGCCCUCUCACGUCAAAUACCCCGGCGAGGAUUUCUGCAAGAAGUUCAAGCCCAGCAAGAAGUCUUGGCCCGUGCCAAGGCCCGAGGAUUGCAUCGUGGAGAUAAUCAACACGCUCUUGAAGACAUCGAGAGAAGGAAGCAAGCUGAAUGUGGAGAGUCUAGAUGACCUAGUGGACAGUCGUGUCCUGUGUGCCUUGGUCAAUGCCUUCGUCCCAGGGACUUUUACCACUGAGGUCAUGCUGAAUGACCGUUGGACGAUCAACCUUGCUCUCAGGACCUUUGACAAAUUGGUGCGCAUCGGCACGCCCGUCGAUUCCCAAGAUCUGGUUGAGGCUGAUACAAUGGCUGUAUGCACAUACAUGGCAGUCUUCUUCAUGUGCGGAUUCAAACUGCGACAGUCUAAAGCUGUGCUGGGCAGGCUGAAAGAGUUGGAGCAUUUGACCCGGGCCGCUAAGCACGAACUGGACGCUCUGCCCGAGAUUCUCAGCGACAUGGACAUGAUCCAGAAGCGUAAGACACUCAACGAAAGGCUGCAGAGCUACAACACAGAGGUGACCAAAAUUAAGAGCAAGUUUGACGUCAAGGCGUGUGAGGAUUGGAAGAAGCACAUCGUCGAUAUACAGGCCGAGACCCGAGAGAUUGUUUCCAAGAAAAUGAGGGACCGAUUCGACACGCUAACAAUACCAAGGGGAGUCACCAUCGGCGAUCUCUGCUUAUCCCUCGUCGUCAAUCUCAACCUGACCAACGGCUCGGGCUUUUACCUGUCCAGGGGGAGGGAGAUGGUCACGCCCGAUCGUCGUAUCGUCCUCCGUGAUCUCAGCACGGGGGAGUUCAUCGACGAUUUCACCCACGGCAAAGGCGUCAGUAAAUUUAACAUCCGGAAAAUGCUGGGUGUUGCCACGUUUGAUGUCGUUGAGAUAAAUCCAAGUGAUCACCCCCAGUUUGAGAUUUUCCUAGAGAGUCCCUCAAAGAACAAACUUCUCAAGACAGGAGCAGUUUUCUUGUAUCAGGUCUUUCCCGGCAACUUCUCCCAGUGGGAGCAGCUGUUCUUCAAAUCCUGCAAAGUCGGGGAGCUAGACAUCGUCCAGAAGAUGGUCGUCUUCUUCCGAGACAAGCGGCCGGGGUUCAUCAACGCCAAGGAGAAGAAGACUGGAAACACGGCGCUGCACAUGGCUGCCAGGAACGGACACUAUGAUAUUCUCCUGUUUCUGCUGGAGAAUGGCGCUCACAUCGAUGCCAGGAACGGAAACCUGGCGACUGCUUUCUUCAAUGCUGUGGAGGGCUUGAACAGAGGAAUAAGUCAGCUUUACCGAGUUAGUGAUGGGACAGGGAAUGCAGUCUACGCUCGCAGCAUGGGACAUCACAAUAAUGCAGCUGAGCUUUUGGUGGAGUGGGGUACCAAUAUUUACAUGAAGAACAAGCAGAGCAGGACAGCAUUUGACGUGGUGCGCAGUGACGAACAGAAGAACAGCAUCGUCGAGUACUAUGACCACCUUCAGGCCUGCAUACCCAAGCUGAUGAGAGGAGACACCCAGCUGCUCAAGAAGCUAGUGGAGGACCACGUGUCGGGGGUCAUGGGAUUCGCAAGCCUGAGGAGCAGGUGCAUCAACGGCAGCACCUUGCUGCACACAGCGGCCUACUUUGGAGUCAUCCCUGUCAUCAAGGAACUGCUUAAAGAGAGAGUGGAAGUCAACCUUCUGGACUACAAAGGUGCCACGCCACUCCACAGGGCACGGGAUCAAAAGACUAUCAGGCUUUUACUGGAGAGUGGUGCUGAACUGAAUGCAAUAGACUCGGAGGGCAACACGCCACUGCACGUCAAGUGCUACGGCGAGGCAGGCAAAGCUACACCCAUCGACUGCGUCAAAGAACUGCUCGCUGAGAAUAUCAACCUCGUCCACCGCAACAACAAGGAGCUGCUAGCCAUCCACUGCUGUGCCAUGCAGGGCCGCGUGGACGCCAUCCAGCUCCUGCUAGACUCAGACCCCACAGGCACCAUCCGGGACUGCCUGGAGAAAGAGGACCCCAAGUCCCCUCCCAGUCUGCUGCACCUGGCCCUAGCCAACGACUUCCUGGACUGCGGGGUGUGGCUGGUGGAGCAAGGCUUCAACUUCAAGGAGCACGAGCAGGACAUACUGGUGCAUAGGAUACUGACCGAGCAGAUUAAGAGCAAGCAGCGACUGGACAUGAUGAGGUUCUUGUUUGAGCACGGAGCAGACUUGGACCAGAGAUACACAGGCGGCAACACGCCCCUGCACUACGCUGCAGGCAUGACAGGACCCACGGACAUCCUGGAGCUGUUGAUUGAGUACGGCGCCGACGUGGACGCUGCUAACGAGGACAUCUGCUCGCCGCUGUUCUUUGCCACGCAGGCCAACAACUACUUCGGGGCCAGCAUGCUGCUGCAAGCAGGAGCCAACGUGAGACACAAGAACCUGCAAGGCCUGACAGCGUUUGACUGUAUCCUGGACUUUGAUGAGUGGUUGGAGUGCGGCUUCUUCACCGACGAAAUCAAAGCGCGACUCAAAGCCUACAGUCUGAAGCAUGCCCGAGACCUUGUCCGCGCCAUCACACAGAAGGUCAAAGGUAACCACGGAAAGGGUCUAUAUGCACAGGUCUCCGCCCUGUCUCUGGGUGGGGCAGGAGGAGGAGGAGGGGCCUCCCGUCAACGAAACCCCGCCCUCUCUGCCUCGAUGAGACAACGGAAGCUCAACAACAGUCCCAGUUCCCAGAUGAUGAGGGGUGGCAGCAUAGGGACACUCCCACCGUUGAGACCCAGAGGAUUCCUGACCAAAUGAGAUACAAAAGAAGCCACGCCCUUAUGCAAAAACCGUGCCUUUAAAAGCCACACCCUCUUUGAACUGUCAGGCAGUGAAAUAAACUCAACAGCCCCUGCUCCCAGAUGAUGAGGGGUGGCAGCAUUGGGACACUCCCACCCUUGAGACCUAGAGGAUUCCUGACCAACUGAGAUGUAACAAUAAGUCACACCCUUUUACAAAGCCGCGCCCCUCAUAAAAAACCACACCUCUUUUCAUUGUGUGACAAAGGAAGCUCAGUAACAGUCUCAGCUCCCCGACAAUGAGGUGUGAUAGCAACGGGACACUCCCACCCCUGAGCCCUGGAGAAUUCCUGACCAAACGAGCAACCAAAAAAUGCCACGCCCUCUGAUGAAGCCACACCCCUUUUUCAUUACGAGACAAAGAAAGUUCAACAGUCCCAGCUCCCAGAUGACACUCCCACCCUUGAGGCCUACAGUCUUCCUGAACAAAUGAGCUAUAACAAUAGGCCACGCCCUUUAAACAAAGCCACGCCUCUUAACGAAAGCCACGCCCUUUUAUGAGACAAAGAAAACUCAAUAACAGUUGCAUCUCCCUGAAAAUGAGAUGGAAACAUCAAAACAAUCGUCCCCUACACUAGAUAGCAGUGCUGUCUUUGCAAUAUUCCUACUGUCGUCACUUUUCAAUAAUUUCAAGAUUUGUUUGAAGCUUAAUGUACUUAUUCUAUAUUUUGUAAAUUUUGUUGGCAUCAAUUUUUAUUUAUAUAUAAUUUUUUUAUGAUGAAUAAAGUCUGUAUUCCAGAGUGUGACUACUUUUUUGUCUUUCUAAGGGUCAAAUGAACAAAACCUAUAAUAGAUGUGAAGUAAGAUUUGAGGCUUUGCAUGGUGGAGAUACUAAUAAAUGAAAGGUUUGUGGAAACACCAUGCGCGAAUAAUUUCUCAACUAAAGAGAAUGGUUCUGAAAAGAAGCAGAGGUAUAAACUCGACGUUCCGGUCAGUAUGCUCUGACCGUCUUCAGGAGAGUGCCUAAACUCUAAGAAAGUAAACACUUGGGUAGUAAAAGCGAAAUUGAUGAAGUGUGAAGUUGCAUCCUAGUGGAUUCACCUACAAUUUUUGCAAACAUGGUUUUUUUUGUUUUUUUUAUAUUUUCGGCAUUUGUCCGAGAGCUGAACUGCACCAUAUUCCAAAAUUUUAGUCUCUUUUAGUUCUUAAAUUUAUAUUUUCUUAAAAUAUUUAUAAGCUAAUUUCAAGCCGAGAACAAAACAGAGUUUUAUGACUUUUGCAUUGUGUGGAAAUGAUGUAUCUGUAAAUAGCUACAUGUAGUGCUAUUUAAAGUCGGGUUGAUAUUCUUGAUUACUAAA